GUGCGCGGGGCUCUUGGGCGAGUAACUGUCGCUAUCCGGCUACCUCAGUGUAAAUAAUCACCUCUAUAUCAUCAUUGUGGUUAGAAAUUCUAUCAGCAAAGAUAUGGCGGUUAUAGAAAGAGUGACUGCAAUUAGAUGUGAAAUUUAGUUCAUACGAAGACAGGUUUAACAAGACCAGAUGGGCAAGACGUUGAUUAUUGUUGUAGGAAGAGUGUAGGUGGAAGUUUUGAGGCGGACGAGUACGGCGGCAGCGACGGUGAAGGAGAGGCGAUGACGGGGCUACGACAGAGGCUGCUGGUGGAGGGGUGGAGCGGCACUUGGAACCGCAUGUCCCGCACCAAGAAAGUGGCCACCGAUGUCAUGGAGACGCCACUCAAUAGGUGCCUCUCCACCCUCGACAUCACACUCUUAGGUAUUGGGCACAUGGUGGGGGCGGGAAUCUAUGUCCUGACGGGCACAGUGGCCAAGGACACGGCCGGGCCCGCCAUUAUCCUCUCCUUCCUCCUGGCGGGGUUUGCUUCACUACUCUCCGCCCUGUGCUAUGCCGAGUUCGGGGCCAGGGUGCCUAAGGCCGGGUCUGCCUACGUCUACACCUACGUUACCAUCGGCGAGUUCUGGGCCUUCGUCAUUGGCUGGAACAUUGUCCUCGAACAUAUGAUAGGUGCAGCAUCAGUGGCCCGGGCUUGGUCAGGCUAUGUGGAUUCUCUUUUUGAUGGUGCUCUGAGCAAUGCAACAAUGACCCACAUUGGUGUGCUGCACGCUGGCCUCCUCGCACCCUACCCGGACUUCCUGGCCUUCGCUGUGACACUGGCCUACUGUGGUUUUCUCACUAUGGGUGUCAAGGGUUCAGCUUACUUUAAUUCAGUUUUUACCCUCAUCAAUCUUUGUGUCAUGGCAUUUGUAAUUGUGGUUGGUAUGACAUAUGCAGACAUUGCCAACUGGUCAGCAGGGGAUGGGUUUAUGGCAUAUGGAGUCUCGGGAGUAAUUUCUGGAGCUGCUACCUGCUUCUAUGCCUUUGUUGGCUUUGACAGCAUAGCCACAGCAGGUGAAGAGGCCAAGAACCCAGCCAGGUCUAUUCCCAGAGCCACACUUGUAUCCAUGAGUGUAGUGACGGUCGGUUACGUCUUGGUGGGUGGCACACUCACCCUUAUGGUGCCUUACUACAACCUAAACCCUGCUGCUGCCCUCCCUGAUGCCUUUGCUGUCCAUGGUGCUAACUGGGCCAAGUAUGUGGUGAGUGUGGGUGCCCUUUGUGGCAUGACCACCACACUCUUUGGCUCGCUCUUCAGUCUUCCACGCUGUGUGUACGCCAUGGCUGUAGAUGGUCUCCUUUUCUCCUGGUUGGCUCGUGUCUCGGAUAAAACAAAGGUGCCCAUCAUCACCCUUAUGCUGUGUGGCUUUUUCUCAGCACUCAUCGCUCUUCUCUUUGACAUUGAGAAGCUGGUGGAGUUCAUGAGCAUCGGUACCCUCAUGGCAUAUACCAUCGUCAGUGCCUCCGUCAUCAUCCUGCGUUACCAGCCCGCCUCCAGAUGUAACAUAAAGAGUCCCUCACACAAGCAGGCCACACCUACUCCUGGAGCUCUGCCCACACCUACCACACCCAUGGAUGACCUGGGCAAAGCUGAUGGUGAGGGAGGAGAGUUAAGGUCAUCAUGCCGCUGGUUGCUACCACUGGUGGGGCAGCGGGAGGAGGGAGUGGUGGUGACCUGGGCGGUGGUCAUCUUUACCAUGUCCAGUUCUGCUCUCUCUUGUCUGUGGCAGUUUGGUGGCAACUUCCUUGCUUUGCCAUACCCAUCUGCCUGGGCAAUUAUACUUGCUGUUUUGAUAACCUUUUUAUUGAUCUUCAGUGUGGUGUUAAUUGUAGCCCAUCGCCAGAAUCACAUUAUUUUGAGCUUCAGUGUGCCGCUGGUCCCUCUCGUUCCCCUCGUCUCGAUCUUCUUCAAUGUGGCUCUUAUGGUCCACCUCAACCCCAUGACCUGGAUCCGGUUUGUUGUCUGGAUGGUUAUAGGUCUUCUGGUGUACUUCAUAUAUGGUCAGCAUCAUUCAUGUGAGGCUGAGCCAGUCAGCAGCUACUCCACCUUACUGACAGAACCAACACCCGCAGGCAAUACCGUCUUUGGCUCUGUCCAGCACACGCUCUCCCACGUCACCGCCAAGAUCGCUUCUGCUGCCACUGAAGACAAGAAACCGAUUGUUGAUCAAGAAGAGUUAGGGGACAAUGACUUGUAAAUAGCCCCUUUUGUUAAUAAUAUGAGGUACAGGUAUAGGAUGAAGACUUGUAAAUAGGCUAGAUGGUCAACAAACUGGACUGCAAAAUCUUUCUUUCUUCUCUUUAAGCAUAUAACCUGAACCUCACCAGACCUGAGGAUAAUAGAUUAGUCUUGGUUGUUUGAGUAAAUUUGAUAUGUUGUACAGCACCUGAAAAAUUAUUAAUUUGGCAGUCCAGUGUAUGGUAAUAUAUUUUAACAUUGACCAUCUUGCUAUAACAUGGCUCCACCAAGAUUUAAGUCUCUCAUUUGAUCACAAGGUCUUUUAAGUUUGUCAUCAGCUAGGAGAAUGUAGUUCUCUCAGGUGACAACAAAAUCAUUUAAAUAAUUUGUCUCUUAACCUAACCCAAAUGUUGAGCUGUAUUGUUGCCCUUAAUAACCAAAAGUACGCAAUUGAUGUAAAUCAUAAAUGUUGUUGAUAAAUUGUCAGGUUUAGUUGUGAUAUGAAGAAGAUAUUCCUUGUAUUGUAUAUUCUCUCCUUUAUAUUGUUUGUCUGUA
Molecule: messenger RNA, 2765 nt
Organism: Homarus americanus (American lobster)
Lineage: Eukaryota; Metazoa; Arthropoda; Malacostraca; Decapoda; Nephropidae
Product: cationic amino acid transporter 4-like
Exons: 9
Coding region: 271-2229 (652 amino acids)
Biological process (GO): transmembrane transport; amino acid transport
Cellular component (GO): plasma membrane
Molecular function (GO): amino acid transmembrane transporter activity
Source: RefSeq, a predicted model, not a curated record